Molecule: messenger RNA, 2556 nt
Organism: Postia placenta MAD-698-R-SB12
Lineage: Eukaryota; Fungi; Basidiomycota; Agaricomycetes; Polyporales; Adustoporiaceae
Exons: 13
Coding region: 1-2556 (851 amino acids)
Biological process (GO): positive regulation of mitotic metaphase/anaphase transition; protein K11-linked ubiquitination; anaphase-promoting complex-dependent catabolic process
Cellular component (GO): nuclear periphery; anaphase-promoting complex
Molecular function (GO): protein binding
Source: RefSeq, a predicted model, not a curated record
AUGGAAGAAAAUGCUUUCUCGUCUCUGGCACUGGUCCAUCUGCCCACGCCAGCCCGAGUACUACGUUCCUCCUGGUGUCCGGAUAAGGACCUGCUAGUUGUCGUAACCCGACUCGGCGGCAAGGACAGAGUGAGCCUAUGGAAGAUGCAUGGCGCAAAGAAAUGGGAGGUUGGUUUUGACGCGAAUUCCACCGCUAGCAGUGACGAGGUCGUUGAUAUUUGCUGGAGCCCUGACACACAGACAAUAGCUAUAGCUCAUAAUCCUCCAAGAGUAACUUUACACUCUAUCCAAGACGGUCAUGAAGAACGAGUCCUACCGGUGUCUCUACCGCUGCAUCUCAAACCAUUGCGUCCCGUCCGCUUGAGCAACAUCUGGUGGCUAGCACGGGAGAAGCAGGAGACUUAUAGCAGUAUACCUGACAUAUUCCAAAGGGGAAACGACAUUACAGGCUCCGCGCACUCAAUCCUGAAGGGACAGCCCCUUUUGGACCCCUUGCAAGACGAAUCUCAACCGCUGACUGCGACGGACCUCUUCGCAUUUCAAGGAUCACAGACUCGCGCGGUGCCACCUUCUGUUCCGCCGGUGAUUUCGUCUUGGCCUGCGUUACCAUCGGAUAGUCUGGCUGCAUCAAUACAGCCGCAAAAACUUAGUGGCAACCAACUGCGACCUGGGGAAGAGCUAGACGAAGCGGACGAUGCCAAUGUCGACAGCAUUCUUAUGGUUUCUGACGACACUGGUCAUCUACACUGUUUCUUGGAUGGAAGCUAUCCCCUGGGCUCUGCUUUCACCGGAAUUGAGGCUCUGACAGUUUCCAUAUACAAGGAGAAGGAUUGCUUUUUUGCUCAUCCGCAAUUCAUUAGGGUUGGCAAGCCUAGCUUUACCAGCCUUAGACCGUGGGUCAUCAGACUGCCCGAGAUUCAAAGGCGUACUAUGCGGGAUGUGGCUAGGGUGUCCUCAUCCACGCGCGAACUGAACUGGUAUGCUAUGCGUGUAGUCAAAGACAUGCGAAAUGCUUGGUUCGGGUCGGAAACUCAGAAUGGUGCACGGGAACUCGGUCCUAAGUGGGUACGCGCACUGGAGGACAGGCAAAGGGACGAAUUUGGCCACGACGAGCCAUACGCCAUGGUCGACCUGACAAGUCUCCUUGCGACUGGUCGGCUAACCGAGUCAUUCGCUGAUUAUUUGGGCAGCGGGGAGCAAAUGAGCGACAGGGGUCUGCAGAAAUGGGAGUCCACCAUGGUGGAGUCCCUGAUCAAGCUCCGUGAUUACGCGGAAAAAAGGGUCGCCCCCGCUUGUCAACGCGUGCAUCUGCUUCUGGAGGAGGUCGCCGGGUGGUCUCAACUGUCGCAAUACGAGAACUGCAAGCUGAACAUUUCACAAAUCAACGGGUGUUUAGAUCUAGCGAGCCGUACAAUCGUCCUUGCUUCGUGGCUAGCCGCGACGACUCGCAAAGAGCUCGUUCGCUUCAAAGAAUUCAUGAAAUGGCUCAAGUACGAAACCACCCGUACAAAUACACCCUCCGAAUCUACGAGUCUGCCUGCCCCAAAACAUGAUAUUCUGGAGGUGAACGACUACUUGAUGGCGGGUCUGGUUGUCAGCCCAAUCGAUAAAUGGUUCAUGGGACCUGUGCCGCAAUUUGCAACCCGCGAUCUCGGCGUGCCGGGCGAUCAGCAUGAUCUCAAGGCCGUCAUGCAACGGGCCCGGGGCGUGCUCAGCAAUCAGCAGCAGACAGCUUGGCAAUCGAACAUCAAGCAGAAGGACCUGUCGUAUUUGGAUCGGAAUUUGGAUUCGCUGAUCCAGGAGCUAGCAACGCGCUGUCAGCGGAUAUUCGUCGAAGCGGCCGGCGCCACCGGGCGUUCAGCUGUCGUCGUUUCAAGUUCAACCCCUGCACAAGUACAUGACACGACGUUGUUGCGUGCCGCGGAAUCCAGGCCAUCUCCACUAAUUCGAGAGCGUACCAUAGCAGACAGCACUCAGGCGGGCACGUUUACGCAGACACUCGCUAUACAGAUUCCCCGUGAUGCCAACAAGUCCGACUUGUGUCUGGCGCGCUUGCGGUUCGCAAAGGACACCGCCUCCUCACCACUUUCAGCUGAUAUUGCCGUCAUGGAGUGUUGCGCUCCGAACGGAGAUGCAGAAUAUAAUGCCGUACCUUUCACUCUCCUUGAUGCCGACUUCUUCGACGAUAGUGUGAUCCUGCUGGUCUAUCGGUUUCAGGAACGGCCCGGACCAGCUUCCAUCGCUACUGUCGGCUACUCUGAUUUACACUACGAGACUGUCGAAUUGCAGGCACACGUAAGCGACUUUGCCAGGGAAGCACUGAUGCUGGAGGUGCUGCUGCGUCUGAGUGACGGACGGCUAUCUUCAGUCCCUGCGCCAAUCAUCCAAUCCCGCACCCUGAGUGGGUGCAAAGAAGGCAAUGCGUUCCUGGCGGCCAACGGCAGAGCCGGCCGCAGGGUUGCUUGUGUUCUAGAUGGCGCAGGACUUGCUUUAGAAAUUCUGGAUAUGGAAGGGGAAGUGGAGGAUUUGGAGGAGAUGUCCACUGUGGAGGCGUGA